AUUUCAGGUGAUGCUUCUUGCGUGACGUACAAUCUAGUGGACGGGCGGGAGGCUUCUUCAACAACGACAAAAGGCUUCUUUUUCCACCAACGUGGUGGUUUGCUAGCGAACAUUAAACCGAAACAUUGAAGCGUUUAAGACAAAUCUUGUGUAUAUUACUCUUUGUGUUUUAAACACAAUUCUGUGUACAUAUCUACUCGUUCAUUGAAACGUAGAUUGCUUGUUAAAUUAGCUAAUGUGGUACAUUUAUAUUGCACUAGGCUAAUCGCCCGGAACAUGAGCUCACUAAUCUCGACGGAGAAAGAAGCUCUGGUGAAAGGAGAGGAAGAAGCUUUCAGGAUGAAAAGGGAGGAAGAGGAGGCUAUCACGUUGAAAGAAGAAGAGGAUGAUAUUACAGUGAAAGAGGAAUAUGGGAAAGAGGUUGUGGAAGAGGAGGUGGUAGAAGCUUUCAGAAUCAAAAAGGAGGAAGAUGCCGUAAUUUUGAAAGAAGAGGAAGAACCGUUUGGAGUAAAAGAGGAAGAGGAGGCUAUCUCAAUUAAAGUGGAGGAGGAAGACGUUUUGGGAGUGAAAAAUGAUGAGGCUGAAGAUUCGAGUAAGACCAGAGAGAGACAUGACUUUCGUGGAUCCUCUGGGAAGCCUCAACAACAUGCUGAUGCUGACGAGGCAGAGGAGAGUCUCUCCAGAUCUGAACACCAGACGGACAACGCUAGCCCUCCCUCCCUCCCGGAGUCCCCGUGGCAUGCCUCUCCCGGUAGCACCUUACUGCUGGGUAUGAAGAGGUUGUCUGUGCUGCUGGUGGACUGCAGGAAAACAACGGGGCUGAGUGGAACUGUGAGAGGAGGAGAAGAGAAGAAAGGAUCAGAUUUGACUCAUCAAAGAGAUAGACCAGACUCAGAGGAACCAGAGCCAGGGACGUCCAAACCAACAAGACGACACUUGUGUUCCCACUGUGGAAAGGGUUGUAACCUCUUGUGGGAGCUGAAACAACAUGAGAGAAUACACACAGGGGAGAAGCCUUUCCACUGCUCCCAGUGUGGAAAAAGUUUUGGCCAUAAAGGAACCCUUAACAAACACGAGAGAAUACACACAGGGGAGAAGCCUCACCACUGCUUCCAGUGUGGAAAGUGUUUUAACCUGUUAGGGUCUCUGAAACGACAUGAGAGAUUACACACAGGGCAGAAGCCUUACCACUGUUCCCAAUGUGGAAAGGGUUGUAACCUCCUAUGGGAGCUGAAACAACACGAGAGAACACACACAGGGGAGAAGCCUUACCACUGCUCGCAGUGUGGAAAGAGUUUUAACCAGAAAGGACACAUGAAAGCCCAUGAGAGAAUACACACAGGGGAGAAGCCUUACCACUGCUCCCAGUGUGGAAAGAGUUUUAGCCGGUUAAGGAACCUGAAAGUUCAUGAGAUAAUACACACAGGGGAGAAGCCUUACCAGUGCUCCCAGUGUGGCAAGUGUUUUAACCAGUUAGGAGCCAUGAAACAACACGAGAGAAUACACACAGGGGAGAAGCCUUACUACUGCUCCCAGUGUGGGAAGCGUUUCAACUGGUCAGGGGAUCUGAAAAAACAUGAGAGAUUACACACAGGGGAGAAGCUUUACCACUGUUCCCAAUGUGGAAAGGGUUGUAACUCUUUAUGGGAUCUGAAACAACAUGAGAGAACACACACAGGGGAGAAGCCUUACCACUGCUCACAGUGUGGAAAGAGUUUUAAACUGAAAGGACACCUGAAAGCUCACCAGAAAAUUCACACAGGGGAGAAGCCUUACCACUGCUCCCUGUGUGGAAAGUGUUUCAGCCGGUCAGGUGAUCUGAAGAAACAUGAGAGAACACACACAGGGGAGAAGCCUAACCACUCCUCACAGGGUGCAAAGCUUUUGCCCAUUGAGGAAGCAUGAAAGAACACAUGAGACUGCACACAGAGGAGAAGGCUUACAAAAGCUCAGACUGUGGGAAAACAUAUUACUCAUAACAUAUUACACUUAAAUAUCAUUAGAGAAUCCACACAGGAGAGAGAAAUUACUUAUCUUAGCGUGUAUAUUGAUAUUUCACAUCACAUUGACUUAACAUUCAUCAGAGAACAUACACAGUGCUCCCAUUGUCUUAUAUUGUUGACUGAUAAUGUGUUGACCUUUUUUUACCAUAUUAAAUGGCUUCUUCCAAUUAUUGAUAAACAUGUACCUGUUAAGAAACUGACUGUUAGAACUGUUCAGGCUCCAUGGAUUGAUGAGGAAUUUAAAAAUUGUAUGUUUGAAAGAGUUGGGGCAAAAGGAGUGGCUAAUAAGUCAGGCUACACACCUGGCUGGCUGACUUACUGCAAAUUGAGAAAUGAUGUGACCAAACUCAACACAAAAAUAAUAAACUUUAUUAUGAAGCCAAGAUCGAUGAUAUAAUUUUUUUUGAAGUACUUUAAAUGAAAUUAUGGGCAGAAAGACAAAUUCAACUUUCAGCAGCAGCAACAGUUAGUCAGACACCUCGGUAGCUUGCUAGACAAAAUAGACGAACCAAUAAAGCUCUUUAGACGCUUUAGUGUAUAUUAGCCGCUGUGUUUUAAACACACUUCUGUCGUCUAGUUAGUUAUCCGCUUUAAUUUAAUAUUUGCGGUGUUGUUGUUAUUAGUCAGCUAGCGGGCUGGUUGAGUUAGCAUUAGCAUAGCUAGCUAACAUCCACGACCAUGCGUUCACUAAGCUACUCUCCUCCUGCUAAAGAAGAGGAGGUCUGCUGGACGGAGAA
Molecule: messenger RNA, 2740 nt
Organism: Oncorhynchus mykiss (rainbow trout)
Lineage: Eukaryota; Metazoa; Chordata; Actinopteri; Salmoniformes; Salmonidae
Source: RefSeq, a predicted model, not a curated record